AUGGAGGAGGCAGCGAGAUGUCAAGUGGACUGGCAACUGGCGCCCUUUCUGAAAGGCUUCUGCGAGGAGCCAUUUACCCGAGAGGUCCAGAACUUCCUCCGUCGUCAUGCGGCGGACUUCUGCCGCGGUGGCAAGGAGGGCGAGUCUGGAUAUCCUUUGCGCUGGACGGAGCUGCAUAGUGACUACAUCCAACUUUUCGAGCGCCAGCUGAAGAGUGUAGUGCAGGAGGAAGGUUUCAGUUUACACGACUUCCACCAGCACUUGUCCGAUCUCUCCGAGGCGGCUCGGACGCGAACUUCCGAAGACUUCCUUCCAGGCUGUGGGCCUAGCUACAUUCCACCAGCUCCAGGGAUCAAAGUGGCUGAGUUCUGGAGUUUCCUCGAUGCCUUGACCGCUUCAACCGACUUUGCACAUUUCUUGGAGGUGAUGCAGCGGGAGGCUGGAAAGGUGCAAGAGGUCAAGAUUCCAUGCGUCAG
Cladocopium goreaui is the source of this 476-nucleotide messenger RNA. The record is from the annotation of a GenBank genome assembly. NCBI's taxonomy places the organism in Eukaryota, Dinophyceae, Suessiales, Symbiodiniaceae.